Molecule: messenger RNA, 16700 nt
Organism: Chelonia mydas (Green sea turtle)
Lineage: Eukaryota; Metazoa; Chordata; Testudines; Cheloniidae
Gene: LAMA5
Product: laminin subunit alpha 5
Exons: 80
Coding region: 299-11422 (3707 amino acids)
Biological process (GO): regulation of cell adhesion; regulation of cell migration; regulation of embryonic development
Cellular component (GO): basement membrane
Molecular function (GO): signaling receptor binding
Source: RefSeq, a predicted model, not a curated record
CGCAGCCGCCGAAGGAGUUUGCAAAGCCGCGGCGGGCGCGUUGGCGGGGCAGCAGCCGGCCCCGGGGAGGGGCAGGGAGGGCAGAGAUUGAUGUCUCAUCACUUGACUAGGCAGCCCUGCCUCUGCCUGGCUCAGCGGCUGCAAACACCCAGCCUCGGCGGCGGCGUGCAGCCCGCUCCCCCGGCAUCCCUCCCGGCUGCGAUGAGCCCCGGCGGGCAGCGGCGCUAGGCUCGUCCCCGCCAACUUCCUCUCCCCCCCCCCGCCUUCUCCGUCCCUCUUGCUCGCAGCAUCGGUGAAAAUGGCGAGGAGGGAGAUGGAUGCGGACGGGCUCCCAGGGACGCUGGUGUCUCUGCAGCUCCUGCUGCUGCUGCUGGCGGCGGCGCUGCCCGCCGGCGCGGCUCGCCCGCGGGUCCCCCUGCCCGGGGACGUGAACGGCCACAGCCUGCACCCGCCCUACUUCAACCUGGCCGAGAGCACCCGGAUCUCCGCCUCGGCCACCUGCGGGGAAGAGCGCGGCGCGGCCGGCGGCCGCAGGAGCCCCCGCGCCGUGGAGGAUCUCUACUGCAAGCUGGUCGGCGGGCCGGUGGCAGGAGGGGACCCCAACCAGACCAUCCAGGGGCAGUACUGUGACAUUUGCACAUCGAUGAACAGCAACAAGGCUCACCCCAUAACCAACGCCAUUGAUGGAACAGAGCGCUGGUGGCAGAGUCCUCCCCUCUCUCGCGGGCUGGAGUUCAACCAGGUCAAUGUGACCUUGGACCUCGGACAGCUGUUCCACGUGGCAUACGUCCUGAUCAAAUUUGCCAAUUCCCCUCGUCCGGACCUCUGGGUGCUGGAGCGAUCUACUGAUUUUGGACUUACCUAUGAGCCUUGGCAGUACUUUGCCUCGUCCAAGAGGGACUGUAUCGAGAAGUUUGGCCCGAAUACUGUGGAACGUAUUACCAAGGAUGAUGACGCCAUCUGCACUACUGAAUAUUCCAGGAUUGUGCCUUUAGAAAACGGAGAGAUUGUCGUCUCGCUGGUAAACGGGCGCCCGGGAGCCAUGAACUUCUCGUAUUCACCUCUCCUGCGGAAUUUCACCAAAGCCACUAACAUCAGACUGCGCUUCCUGCAGACCAACACGCUGCUUGGGCACCUGAUGGGCAAAGCCCUAAGGGACCCGACUGUGACCAGGAGGUAUUACUACAGCAUCAAAGAUAUCAGCAUUGGAGGGCGCUGCGUCUGCCAUGGCCAUGCGGACGUCUGUGAUGCCAAGGACCCUACUGACCCCUAUAGGCUGCAGUGCGAUUGUCAACACAACACCUGUGGUGGCUCAUGUGAUCGUUGCUGCCCGGGCUUCAACCAGUUACCCUGGAAACCAGCUAUGACUGACAGCGCUAAUGAAUGCCAACCUUGCAAUUGCAAUGGUCAUGCCUACGACUGCUACUAUGAUCCAGAGGUCGAUCGCCACAAGGCCAGCAAAAAUUACGAUGACGAGUAUAAAGGGGGAGGUGUCUGCAUAGAAUGUCAGCAUCAUACGACUGGCAUCAACUGUGAGAGGUGCAUCCCUGGGUACUAUAAAUCCCCUGACCAUUCGAUAGACUCGCCCUACAUUUGCUACCGUUGUAACUGUGACUUGGAGUUCACCGAUGGCACCUGUGAGGACCUCACAGGUCGCUGUUACUGCAAGCCGAAUUACACCGGGGAGCUCUGCAAUGCAUGUGCAGAGGGAUACACCGACUUCCCACACUGCUAUCCUGUUCCAGCUUUCUCUCACAAUGAUACUGGAGAACAGGUGCUUCCGGCUGGACAGAUAAUACACUGCGAUUGCAACGCCGCCGGGACGGAAGGGAAUGCCUGCCGCAAAGACUCUCGAAGGGGAAUGUGUGUGUGCAAACCCAACUUUCAGGGAGCUCAGUGUGAUCAGUGUGCACCUGGGCACUAUGGACCUGGCUGUCAGCCUUGCCAGUGUUCAGGGUCUGGCCAGUACGAUGGCACCUGCGACAGCGAGACCGGCCAGUGCCUGUGCCGAACUGGAUUCGAAGGGUAUUCAUGUAACCAGUGUGCACCCGGCUACUUCAACUACCCUCUCUGCCAAUUGUGCGGGUGCAGUGCUGUUGGGACGCUGCCAGGAGGCUGCGACUCGGGUGGGAGAUGUUUCUGUAGGCCUGAGUUUGAUGGGCCUCGCUGUGAUCAGUGCAGCAUGGGAUAUCAUUCCUACCCUCGUUGCCAAGCUUGCUCCUGUGAUCCCCGGGGCUCAGUGGAUAACAACUGUAGCCCAGCUGGUCAGUGCCGGUGCCAUUCUAACUACGCCGGGCACACCUGUAGCCAGUGUGCACCAGGAUUCUAUGGGUACCCCAGCUGCACACCUUGCCAGUGCUCCCCAGAGGGCUCUCUCCACAGCACAUGUGAUCAGGAAACUGGACAGUGCAGCUGUCGCCCCAAAGUGGCUGGAGUGCGCUGUGACACCUGCAUGCCAGGGGCAUAUGGAUUUCCACACUGUGAAGUGGGCUCCUGUAACCCAGCAGGAUUAGCAACUGUAGACCCUUCCCUGUCUCCGGGUUCCUGUGCGUGUCGGGCAUAUGUCGAAGGUCCAGCUUGUGACCGGUGCAAACCACGCUACUGGAACCUGACUCCAGAUAACCCCCAUGGAUGCACAAGCUGCCAGUGUGAUACCAAGGGCACCAUCAGUGGAGUUGCAGAAUGUCACCAAGACAAUGGGCAGUGUUUCUGCAAACCCAGCGUCUGCGGCCAGUUGUGCUCCACGUGUAAGGAUGGAUCCUUCAACCUGGACCAUGCAAAUUACUUUGGCUGUCAAGGCUGCCGGUGCGACGUUGGUGGGUCCAUCGGGACGGCAUGCGAGGCGAGGACCGGAGCCUGUCACUGCAGGCAGAAUACACAAGGCCCGACAUGCACCCUGCCUGCAAGGGACCAUUAUUUCCCUGACCUCCACCACCUGAAAUUAGAGUUGGAAGAAGGCACCACGCUGGAUGGCCGGGCCGUUCGCUUUGGCUACAACCCCCUGGAGUUUGAGAAUUUCAGCUGGAGAGGAUAUGCUCAGAUGUCUCCCAUUCAGCCCAAGGUAGUGGUGACUCUCAAUGUGACCUCCCCUGACCUGUUCCGCAUCGUCUUCCGCUACGUCAACCGGGGGCCGGCCAGUGUGGAAGGGAGGGUCUCGGUCCUUGAGGAAGGAAAGUUUAAUGUUUGUGGCAACUGUACUGAGCAGACCAAGCAGAUCAUCUUCGCUCCCAGCACCGAACCGGCUUUUGUCACCGUCCCUCAGAACAGCUUCGGGGAGCCCUUUGUGCUGAACCCCACUGUGUGGUCUCUGAUCGUAGAGGCAGAGGGCAUACUGCUGGACUAUCUGGUUUUGCUCCCCAGUUCGUACUACGAAGCGCCCAUCCUGCAGCUGAAGGUCACAGAGGCGUGUACCUAUAGCCCAGCCCCUGAACAAGCCAGUCAGAACUGCCUCUUGUACAAGUACCUGUCUGUGGACAGCUUCCCCUCUGCGGCUGGAGGAGACAUGGUGUGCCGGCUGGACAACAGCUUACCCAGGCCCUGUCCCACUGUGCGCAUCACCCCAUCGCACCCACAGAUGGCGGUGUGCAGCGGCGGUGACGUGGAGGUCCAGCUGCAGCUUGCUGUCCCCCAGCCUGGGAGAUACGUGCUGCUGGUGGAGUAUGCCAACAAGGAUGCUGUGCAGAGGGCCAGCGUAGCGAUGAGCUCCCUGCAGUUAGCCACCCAGCAGGGGUCACUCACCUUCCACACAUGUGACUACAGUUUCCUUUGCCGUGGGACUGUCUUAGAUUCACAGAAUCGCUUGGCAGCUUUUGAACUUACCACAGAGGGAACCGUUCGGUUCACUGCAGAUCAAGCCCACUUCUUCCUGUAUAAAGUGUACCUGAUACCUUAUGGACAAUUCACCGUGGAAUAUGUUGAGCCAAAGGUUCACUGCAUCAGCCUCCAUGGAACCUUCUCACCCUCCAGUAGUUCCUGCAUCCCAUCAAGGUUUCUGAAGCUCUCUCAGUCCAUUGUCCUGGAAGCAGGCCAGGCUCUGUCAAUCCCUCCAGACUUUCCCCUGACUCACAUCUUCACAGUUGCUCCAACUGGCACUCCCACUGAGCCAUCACCUCGGCCUCCGACUGCAGUGGACUCCUCAGCAGAGCUCAUUCUCCUGCAGCCUUCCCAGGCUGCUGCUGUGUUUAACAGCCGGAUCCAGACGCUGGGUCGCUAUGCUUUCGUUGUGCACUAUUACCAGCCCAACCACCCCACGUUCCCUGUGGAAGUGUUAAUCAAUGGUGGGCGGAUUUGGCAAGGCCAGGCCAAGGCUGCGUUCUGCCCACAUGGAUACGGUUGUCGGAGUGUGGUGGUUGCCGAGAACCAGAUCAUCCUGGACCUUACGGAUAACGAGCUGACGGUGAUUGUUCGUGUGCCAGCAGGCCGGCAGCUGUGGCUGGAUUACAUCCUGGUGGUGCCUGAAGACAGCUACAGCUCCCAUUAUCUGCUGGAGGAACCCCUGGACAAAUCCUACGAGUUUAUCAGCAGCUGUGGGGUCAAUAGUUUCUACAUCAAUCCCACCACAGCAUCCAAGUUCUGCAGGGACUCUGCCAUCUCGCUCUCUCUGUUCUACAACAAUGGAGCCCAGCCCUGCCGUUGCCACGAGGCAGGGGCCAUCAGGGGCCAGUGUGAGCUCUUCGGUGGGCAGUGUGCUUGCAAAUCCAACGUCAUCGGCCGAGAGUGUUCCCGGUGUGCCACCGGUUACUGGGGCUUCCCCAACUGCAGGCCUUGUGACUGUGGGACCCGCCUGUGCGAUGAAGUGACGGGACAAUGCAUCUGCCCACCGCAUACCAUCAAGCCUGAGUGUGUUGUCUGUGAACCCCAGACCUUUGGCUGCCACGCCUUGAUUGGCUGUGAGGACUGCAAUUGUUCUCACACAGGAGUCCAAGAACUGGCAGAGCCAGGAUGCGAUGCAGACAGUGGACAGUGCAGGUGCAAACCCAAUAUAAUAGGACGGCGGUGUGAUGUCUGCUCCCCUGGCUACUACCAUUACCCGCACUGCCGGAGGUGUGACUGUCAUCAGGCAGGGACGGAAGUGAGCGUGUGUGAUCCAGUCACUGGGCAAUGUCACUGCAAGGAAAACGUGGAGGGCGUGAGGUGCGACCAGUGCCGCCUGGGGACCUUCUCUUUGGAUGCAAACAACCCCAAGGGCUGCACCAAGUGUUUCUGCUUUGGAGCAACCGAUCGCUGCCACAGUGCUGAGAAAUACCGAGUGGAGUUCCUCAACAUGAAGGGGUGGGUGUUACUGAGCGGAGACCGCCAAGAAGUGACCACCUCCCUGAGAGUAGAGGAGGAACUCAUUCAUGCUGACCUGAAGAACAUUCCCGAGGCCUAUCAGGAGCUCUACUGGCACGCACCCAGCUCUUACCUUGGAGACCGGGUGUCCUCCUAUGGUGGAUACCUGAGGUAUGAGCUUCGCUCAGACACCAGAAGGGGUGAUGUGUUCAUUCCCAUGGAUCCCCGCCCGGAUGUCAUCCUCAAGGGAAACCAAAUGAGCAUCAUGUUUCUGGAAGGCACUUACCCUUCCCCUGGAGAGGUACAUGAAGGCCGGCUGCAGCUCGUGGAGGGUAACUUCAGACACACUCAGACGCACAACCCAGUGUCCAGGGAAGAGUUGAUGAUGGUGCUGGCUAACCUAGAGCAGCUGCAGAUCAGAGCGCUCUUCUCCCAGCUUGCCUCAUCAGUAUCUCUGCGUCGGGUGGUCCUAGAGACUCUGACGGAGACCAGCGUGGGCAUCCGAGCCAGCAACGUCGAACUGUGCUUGUGUCCGGCAAAUUACAGGGGAGAUUCCUGCCAGGAAUGUGCUCCAGGUUAUUACAGAGACACCAAGGGCCUCUUCUUGGGAAAAUGUGUUCCGUGUCAUUGCAACGGCCACUCAGAUCAGUGCCUCCCAGGGUCUGGAAUAUGCAUCAACUGCCAACACAACACGGAGGGAGAUCAUUGUGAGCGGUGCAAAGAUGGUUAUGUAGGCAACUUUUCCCUCGAGGGGCCAUUGCAGUGCAUGGGAUGUCCAUGUCCUCUUUCCGUUGCUUCCAACAACUUUGCCAUUGGAUGUGUCCACAAGGGCUCCACCAUGCAGUGUCUCUGCAAGCCAGGCUAUGCCGGAGCCAUGUGUGAACGGUGUGCCCCAGGUUACUAUGGCAACCCCUUAGUGAUUGGCAGUUCCUGCCAGCCGUGCGACUGCAGCGAGAACACGGAUCCCAACAUGUUGUUCAGCGACUGCGACUCUCUGACGGGCACCUGCACAGGAUGUAUGCACAACACGGCCGGGCCCCGGUGCGAAGUGUGCGCCCCAGGGUACCACGGAGACGCGGUGGCGGCAAAGAACUGCACAAGGUGUAACUGUUUGCCGUGCGGGACUGAGUCGUGUGACCCUAGAACUGGCCGAUGUCUCUGUAAACCUGGAGUGACAGGUCAGCACUGCGACUGCUGUCAGGAUGGGUACUAUGGCUACCAUGGCUGCUCUGGCUGUCGAAAGUGUGACUGCGACAUUGGAUCCAUAGGCACAAGCUGCCACGCUGAGACUGGUCAGUGUAGCUGCCAGCCCGGGGUGACUGGUCUUCGAUGCCAGCAGUGCGCACCAGGCUACUGGGGGCUCAGCGGGCAUGGCUGCACAAAGUGUCAGUGUAAGGGGGGCUCCUGCGACCCCCGGACUGGAGAGUGCACCUGCUCCAAUGGCCUGACGGGGAAGCAAUGCGACACCUGCAUAGAGAAGUAUGAGAUCCCUGUAGCAAAUGGCCUGGACAGCAUGAGGUGUGAAGUCUGUGACAGCUGUGUGCUGCUUCUGCUGGAAGACCUCCAGAAGAUCGAGGCCUCUUUCCCCAUCAUCAGGAACCAGUUGAUCAACCUGAACGCCAGCUCCAUCGCUUGGGCCCGACUGCAUGGUCUGAACAGCUCUGUGAAAAACGUGUCUAACCACCUGCGCGAAUACCAGAGAUCCAUGAACAGGGUCAAGCAAAAGGCAGAUGAGUUGGAAGACGAGAAUGCAGAGCUCACUCAGGAUUUGAAUGCACUGCAGCACAAGGCAACAAUGACUCACAGAAAAGCAAACCAUCUGCAGGAGCAGACAAAAGAGACCUACCAGAGGGCAGAGCACCUGCCAAUGAGUAUCCAAGGCAUCCUGGAUAGCAUUGCGGAUUUGGUGCACCAGAUGGACAAGUUGGGGACUGCAGACACCAGCAUGGCCUCCUCUGAGGAGUUCUGGCAAAAGAUGGCUGAGGUGGAAAGGAUGCUGAAGGAGAUGAAGGAACGGGAUUUCCUCAGCCAGAAAGGGGUGGCGGAGCGUGAACAUGAGAAGGCUCAGAAAUUGCUCCAUCGUGUGAAGAGCGAGCUGUACAGCAAGUGGGAAUCCAACCAAGACCUGGUGAAGAGCAUCAAAGACUUACUGGCUCAGUAUAGCUCAGAGCUGAUGGAUCUCCGAGAUGCUCUCAAUGAGGCUGUGAAUAAAACCAGGCAGACAGAGGACUUGAACAGCCUAAAUCGGAACAACCUUGAGGAGAUCCAGCGAAAGAGUGAGGAGUUGCAGAAGCAGUACGGGGUGGUGCAGGACACUCUGCAGAUGGCUGAGGACUCCCUGGUCCAGGUCUCGGAUCUUCUACAGAUAAUAGAGAAUGCAAAGGAGGAGUACGAGAAGCUAGCUGCCCGGCUGGACGGAGCCAGGUACCCCCUGACAGAGCGGGUGAAGAAGUUUUCUCCCGCCAGCAGUAAGAUCCCAGUCGUCGAAGCCGCUGAGGAGCAUGCUAGGCUCCUGGAUGAACUCGCUCGGAACCUUUCCAGCAGUAUCCAGGGCGCAAACCAGGAUGGGUUUAUCCAGCGAGCAAUCAAUGCCUCCAACGCAUAUGCCAGCAUCAUCAAGGCUGUGAAGAAUGCUGAGAGGGCAGCCAAAGACGCCGAUGAGGCAGCCGGUGAAGCUUUGACAAGUGUUGUAUCUGGAGAUCUUGGUACCCUAUCUAAAGAGCUGAAGAAGAACAGCAGUGCCCUGGAGCAAGCCGUGAAGAGGGAGCAGAGGAAACUCAAUGGGGUUAUUAAAGGGACAUUGCAGGCAGUCAAGGACAAACUGACCGAUCUCCGAGAGAAGAAGGAGCAGCUCCUGAACCAGCUGCGAUCUAUACAGAACAUGCUGGACAAGGACCAAGAUAACACCACGGCAAUUAUUCAGAAUGCCAAGGCUGCAGCUGCAGCAGCCAACGACACGGUUGCCAGGGUGGAAGAUGCAUUGAGCAACAUGAAGAAGAACCUGGAUGAGUGGAAAGACCAGUAUGGAGGCCUUAAAAAUGAAGAGUUAAACCAGGCAGUUCAAGACGCCAAGAAGUCUGUGUCGAACCUGGAAAGCACCAUUCCGCUGCUGCUGGAGAAGCUGAGUGGCCUGGAGAACAGGAGGAAUAAGAACUCCACUGUGUCCGAAAACAUCGUGCGAAUCCGCCAGCUGAUCACGCAGGCCAGAAAUGCUGCUAGCAAGGUGAAGGUACCAGUGAAGUUCAACGGCACCUCGGGCAUCCAGGUCCGGACUCCCAGCGACCUGCAGGAUUUGGCCGCCUACACCUCCCUCAAGUUCUACAUCCAGAACCCGGAGCCCAAACCCAGGCAGCGGCGUCAGGAUGGAGCCGACGCGGGACAGUUCGUCUUGUACCUGGGCAAUAAAGAGGCCAAAGGAGACUACAUGGGUAUCGUGCUCAAAGACCGCAAGGUGCAGUGGAUCUAUAAACUUGGGGACGAAGAACCUACCUAUUUAACAGUUGAUGAAGAGAUCGGAGAGCAGUUUGCUGCAAUCAGCAUCAACAGGAUCCUGCAGUAUGGACACAUGUCUGUGACCGUGGAGAAGCAAACCUUGCACGAGACGAAAGGAGACAGCAUAGCCAAAGGAGAGCAGGGGCUGCUCAACCUCGAGCCGCACAACGUGGUCUUCUAUGUGGGGGGCUACCCCGCCGGCUUCACGCCUCCAGUGACACUGCGCUACCCCAGCUACCGGGGCUGCAUCGAGAUGGAUACGCUGAAUGAGGAGGUGGUGAGUCUAUACAACUUCCAGCGCACCUUCCACCUGGACACAGCUGCUGAUAAACCCUGUGCAAGGUCCAAAUCCACAGGAGAUCCCUGGCUGACAGAUGGCUCCUACUUUGAUGGUACUGGCUACGCAGAAAUCAAAUUUGAGAGCCAGAUCGGCUCGACCAAGCGCUUUGAACAGGAAAUUCGUGUGGUCUCUUACAACGGGAUUCUCUUCUUCUUGGAGCAUCAGGGCCAGUUCCUGUGUCUGGCUGUUCGGGAUGGAAAGCUGGUGCUUUACUAUGACUUCAAGGAAGGCCUUGAGAUGGCAGCAUCCAGCAGUGACCCCAUGUCUCUCACCGUCAGCAGCACCACGAACAAAGCGAUCCAGAUUUUCCUCCUCACCAUGAGUUCCAAGAAGCGCAUCUUAGUGCGGCUGGAGCGACACACCAUCUUCAUGGUGGAGCAUGAGAACUCCCUGGAGAAUGCCGUUUCCUACUACCUGGGGGGCAUGCCUGUGCUCCUGCUGCCCGAGAGCUUGAAGGCCAUCUUCCCCAAAGGAGGUUCGAUCCGGGGCUGCAUGAAGGGCCUGAAGGCACUCGGCAAAUACGUUGACCUAAAACGCAUGAAUACAGUUGGAGUGAGCUAUGGGUGCACCUCGGACCUCCUGGUGGCCCGCUCGGUUAAAUUCCACGGCCAUGGCUACCUGACGCUGUCUCUGAAGAACGUGCCCUCGUUGCAGGACUUCUACACAGGCUUCAGCUUCCGAACUAGCCAGAGCAAUGGCCUGCUCUACUCCCACAGCACAGCGGAAGGGAAUUGUCAGGUGUCUCUGAAGAAUGGCCGAGUAGCCGUGACAGUUCUGAAAACCGAACUCACCACAAAACAUGCCUACGCGGAUGAUGCCAGCCACUACGUCGCCAUCUACAGCGACGCCACGGGGGUUCGGCUUUACAUAGAUGACCAGCUCCAAGGGCCCAAGCAAGGGGCCCAUCACUACAGGAGGCAUAGGCGCCAGGAGGAGCAGAUGCUGUUUCAACUGGGCGGUUUGCCAGGGGCCGGCGCUCUUAGCAACCUGACGGGCUGCAUCGGGAAUGUCUUUGUAAAGCGGAAGUUGGACCCGCAGAUGGUUGUGGACCUGCAGCAGAACACAGAGAGCUUCAACGUGACCAUGAGCUGCCCAUGGGACCGGCAGCCGCAGCAGUUGAGAGCGUCUCUGAAGGAGGACAGGCGGAAACUAAAGGUGCCAAGCAAGGCUGCAUUGAAAGACCGCAGACAUUACCAGGACAGGACCUGCCAGUUACCCAGGCACCCCAAAGCUGCUAAAGGUGCCUUCCAGUUUGGAGGAUCCUCCACGAGCCAUGUGGAAUUCGAUGACAUCCCAGCGUCCUUCCGCGAAAGGUCCCUCUUCUCCAUGGACGUCAGGCUGAACUCAUCCAGUGGGCUGCUGUUCUACGUAGCCAGCAAACUGCAGGGCUCCUUCAUGGCCCUCUUCGUCUCCAGUGGCCGCUUCGUGUUCCUGGCAGAUCUCAAUGGGAAUAAACUGAGAAUCCGGAGCAAAGACAAGUACCAUGACGGCAGGUGGCACACAGUCUUCUUCGGCAGAGAUGGGAGCAGGGCUCAACUGGUCAUCGAUGGCCUGAGAGCUCAGAACGGCGUGGUGGCUACCGCUGGAGACUUUCUGGUUCAAAGCCCGUUUUAUGUGGGGGGAGCUCCUGCUGCGAAAGCCAAGGCUCACGUUCCAGAUACUUCUGUCCCCAGCUUUAGCGGCUGCCUGAAGAACUUGAAACUGGAUGGGAAACCCCUGGACUCCCCCUCUCGCGUCUUCGGAGUGACGCCCUGCUACGAGGGGGCUCUGGAGAGUGGCAUCUUCUUUGCUGCAGAGGGUGGAUACAUGACUUUAGCCGACUCUGUGGCGAUGGGGCAGGACCUGGAGCUGAGACUGGAUAUCCGGCCCCGGAGUGCCUCUGCCUUGAUUUUCCACUUGGGCACGCAGAGAAAGCACUACCUCACUCUGUACGCAGAUGACACAAAGGUCACAGUGAAAGCAAACACUGGGGCUGGGGAGUUCUCCACGUCGGUGGCCCGUCCAUCACUCUGUGAUGGCCAGUGGCACAGCAUAGCAGUCAUCAAAGGCAAAAACGUGAUCCAGCUGGACGUGGACACAGAUCGAAACUACACAGUGGGACCCAGCCAGACUCGCUCAGUGGAUACCAAAGAGACGCUCCAUCUCGGGGGCGUGCCAGGAACUGCCAGGCUGGGGGAUGUUUUGCCGUCCCUGCUGACUCCUCUUCCCCAUUACGUCGGCUGCAUAAGGAAUCUGGUGAUAAACCGGAACCCCGUUGACCUGCCACAAGCUGGGACUGUUGGGGGCUCAGUUGGCCUUACGGGUUGCCCCGUGAUUUAAAUAGCGUAAAGCCUGAAGUAUGAAAAGCUGCACUAUCCGCCAGGUGCCUUGCUGGGACUAGACACUGAGCCUGCGCUCUCUUGUAGCCUUGACUAACAGCUGCCAGAGACACAUGAGCUCCAGAAACUACGGUGAAGCCAUGGAGGUCCAAACCCAGAGAGGGGCCAAGCCUGCAGCUCCCCACUCUCUCUGUUGUCAUCUUUUUAUCUUCGAUUGGUUUUGAUUAUUUGUGCCUCUAAGGAUGCAGCCCUCCGUAAACCCCAUCUCCAGCACGUAAGUGUUAGAGACAAACCCCUGUUGUCUAUGAACCAUGGCUCUUGCUGCUUAGAACAGCAGUGUAGAAGGAGAAUGAGUAGAGUGCACAGCAGCUGUACAUCACACCCAAACCCCCACCUCUGUUCACGUCACCUGAGGCUUAUAGGGCUUCCCUGCUGUGGGGGUGGGCUGGAGAGUUUAAGUUACAAACUCUCUUGUCAGAGGAGUAAGAACAGCCUUUGCUAAACCUGGCUCUCAGCAUAGUAGUUGGGCAUGCUGUUACUACUGUCUCUUCACUGGAGUAAGGCCAUUGGGAUAUGCUUCAAGAAAACACCCCUGAGAACUGGAAGUACACCAGUGUGUGUUGCCAACUUCAAACAGAUAAUGAACAAUACAAAGAUUUCUUUAGAGAUAAGUAUGAACAAGCUAAAGCUGACAGGUGUUCAACCUGUAGUCACAGAGCAUUAUAAAACUCCUGGAUCAAAGGCAAAACAGUCUUCUCAUUCGAGGAAGAGAAUCUUAUGGUGUCCCAAAGUUUAAGAAGAGAAUCAAGAUUUGUAUGCACACGGCCAGGGGAGGAGGAAACAGUGAGCUACUUCCACUCUCUCUGGCUCUGGACGUGAUCCUGCAAAGUACUGAUCACUAUCAAAUCCCUUUGCCUUCAGUCGGCGUGGAGGGCACACAGCACCUUGCAGGUUCAAGUCUUCUGUGUGCAACUCUGAAAACUCCUCACUUGCCCCCAGCCAAACCCUACCCUGCUCCUCUUCAUCUGCUCCCUUGUGAGGGGUCAAUAGUGGUGCAGCCCCUGUGGUCUUCACAGGAUCCAGAGGGUAAGCCUAACAUGAACAUAUGGGGAUCUAAGGGGGGUUAAGGUCUUGUAGUGCUAAGAUUGCGCCUAGGCAUACCAUCAGAAGAGACAAAAUAAAUACAUUUUCGGUACUCCCCCUGUUUUCCUACAGAGUUCAACAAUUUCUGGGUUUGCUUUGGAUUGACUUGUUUGAAUCUAAUUGCUUGACAUUCUACAACUAAGUUAGGAAUUCUGCUUAGGGGUUGGUUCAUCUUUGCAAGUACAAGCUGUCUCUCCAUCAUGUAGGUAUUUUGGCAGUGUUAUUCACAAAUGUAAAGCAAUUGUCCUUUAAGGUGAGAUGGGGGGGGGGUCAGUCCCCCCUGUGCUAUAAUUAAUUAGCCCUACCCUGUCAGGCUGUGAAGCAGCUAAGGGGUGAGCUGAUGCUUUAAUGCACGCUUGUGCCUUUUAGAAGAACAGAGAGAACUCAGUCUGAGGAAGGAGCAGGCCUGUAGACAGACAGACUGGGGUGGAAGGGAGCAGCGGAUAGGCUUUGGCCAUGCAGCUGAGAAGGGCUCUGUGUGUUUGGUAGGAAAUGCAGUGAGGCUGAAUGCUAUGAUUUGGCUGGUACCACAGAUCCUGCAGAGCUUGACAGCUAAGGACCUUACAAAAAGGUACAUGAGUAGAUUGUGAUGCUAGCUUGUUUUACAGUGAAUUAAAUACUUGAGCAGACAAUAGAGGCUAUAGGACAUUUUUCUGAGCCCAAGAGACAGAAAGGCCUGAAGCCAUCCACCACUGCCUGACCAAUCAAUGCUUCUUACAGUUAGAGGCUGUUGGCAGGUUGUUCUGAAUCAUGUGGAUUGGCCAAGUGAAAACACAACCGUGAGCCCUUCCAAGGUUAACAAGUCGAUCUAAAGAGUCCCAGCAAACAAUAGGUUAUGAAAGAAGUGGUGUUCAUGCCCAUUCCACAACACCUCUUCCUGCCCCUCUGGGCAUUAGCCAGCAAGGAGGAGCUCAGAGGGAGCUAGAGCCUGCCCAACAGAUACCACUGAGGGAAAAAAAAUCUCUGGCCACAACGUGUGCAUGCACCUAAUCUCUCCCGCUGGGAUAUGCACAUUGCCUCUAUAGCAAAACAUCUCUGUGCAUUUAGCUUGCUGCAGCAUUCUGAGUGCUGCCUGGGAUUUCAGGAGGAAAACCCACCUCACGCUAGUUGAAAGGAAGAUGUCAGAUUUGAGAAUCUCUGAUUUUGGGGAAGGAGGGAAGCCCCAGGGAUAUGAUAUUCCUAGAAACUUUUAACCCUGUCCCCCAGUGAAGACCUGUUGUAUGACAACAUUGUGUUUAUUUCAGAAAAAAAGAUUGAUCAUAACCCUGCCAAGCUUUGCUGUAUUUGUUACUUUGCCCUCUGACGCUUCUCACCUGUGGCAUCUUUAUUUCUAAUGUCCACUGUAGUGCAGCUUUCAUUUAAAAACAAAACCAUUUUUCCCCACUCCACCUAUAGUUCACUUAUAUACGUCAUAUAUAUUUGUGUGUAUAUAUCUAGUCACAUGGGGACAAAAUCUUGUUUCUGAAAUGGAUUUAUAACUUAUAUCUAUGAUUUUUUAUGAUGGGUAAAUAUUGUAAAAUGGGCUUUUAACAUGUCUUUAUUAUCUUUCAACAAAUAUAAUUAUGACCCAUUUUUAAACUGUAGUAUUAAAGAUGGUCUUUGUAAAUCACUGGUACAUAUUUUUGAGUCAAAUAAAAGUUUGUUAUCUACUCUGUUUGAAGAGGAAGAUGAGAUUUAAGCAGCAGCUGGAUUCUUUUGAAGGGAUUAGUCAGCAGAUGAAACAAUCCUGUUGGUCUCACUAACCUAGAAGUAGGUGACUGCUGUGCUGUGGCAUUUGUGCGACACUUGAGGUGGCAGUCCCCAACUUGGACCCUGAAUCAAGUUAGCUCCUAGGAAGACUCUUUAGUUGCUAAAACAGAUCAGCAACCUUUGGCACACAGCCCAUCAGGGAAAUCUGCUGGCUGGCUGGGAUGGUUUAUUUACCUGUAGCAGCCACAGGUUUGCCCAAUUGCAGCUGCCGAUGGGGGCUGUAGGAAGCAGCAGCCAAAUAUCCCACAGCUAUUUGACAUCUUUGUUUUCUUCUAGGUCAUUGAUAAACUAUCAAUCCCCCAAUUUUUGUGUGAUCUAUAAUGAAGAGAACAAGUUACCAAGCAAUCCAGUUGCUCUGAAUCAGUAAUGGGUACAAAGAAUAUAGGCCACACCGAGACACUCUCUCCUAGAAAGCAGUCAUCCUGAGAAACAGAUGGUGGGGCAUGGUGGAUAAACAGGCUCCCACUGUGCUGCAGAAACAGGAAAUCUCAACUAGGAAUACAGAGGUUAUGUUACCUCUAUAUUUGGCAGAAAUAUGAGCACCAGAACUGAGCACAGUACUUGAAGGAUGUAAAUAAAUAAUUCUCCUAGCUCUUCUCACAACCCUCCCCAAUUUAAGGAUUAAAAUAAUUGCUGAAUAGGCUGAAGGAGCUCACUCUAUUUAGCUUAAUUAAGCAAAGGUUAAGGGGUGAUUUCAAGUACUUACAUGGGGAACAAAUAUUUAAUAAUGGGCUCUUCAGCCUAGCAGAGAAGGGUAUAACACGGAGCUAGACAAAUUCAGGCUCGUAAGUUGAAUGGUAAUUUACUACAGGACAUGAUCACUUUUUAAUCGAGAUUCGAUUUUCUCCCCUAAAAGCUCUGCUCUAAGAAUUUUGGGGAUGUUCUCUGGCCUGUGCAAUGCAAGCCGUCAGACAAGAUGAUCACAAUGCUCCCUUCAGGCCUGGGAAUCAGAGAACCAUGGCUCCUGCCAGGUGCUGUAAUUUUGGACAUACAUGCUGUAACCAUGAGUUGUCUGCUUUUUUUUUUUUUUUUUUUUUUAAACAUACAGGGGAAUUUUUCGAAGGCAAACGUGGGUAUCAUUUGGUGCCUUUGAAGAUCCCCCCCAGCCCUAUUCCAAUCCAGAAGAUUAGAUGAGCUCUUUGCUUUUAAGUGAUACCAAUUUACUACUGUCUUUGAAUGAAGAGUCAAAAGCACAUAGUCAGCUGACUCACUGGCAAACAGGCUAGCCUAAUUACUUAAGGCUCUAUGACUCCAUGACCACAAAGUGAUUUGGCAGAUAAAAAUCCUUUAUUUGUAGAUUUAGUGUAAGGAUAAUAUGAAGUUAGCUAGUAAUCCUACUGAAGUUGCUUAAAUUAAUGUCUUAGGACUAUUCAUAAGGGAGAGCAGAUAAUUUAAUCUAAACUCAUAUCUUCCUCUUCAUCUUUCUUUUCCUUUGAUUCUCCCUCCUUUUGGUCUGACUUGACAUUGUUCUGCAUUGCUUUAGCAAAUGCUUCUACAUCUGAAAAGUAAAAGAAAUGUAUUAGUUAGGUUAGCUUUGCACCAAGAACAAGAUACAUGAUCAUAAAUUAGACUGAAGUUAAAAUAGACAUCAUUUAGCAGAGGAAACAGGGUUGAAAGUUUGAAUAAUGUUACCUAAACAUACAAGCAGAUUUUGACAAUCAGUGGAACUUUACUAAAUUGAUACCGUACAUAUACACACACUGGUCAUAACGGAUUUACCAUACCAACAUUUCCAGGCUUAGCAGAGUGGAUAACGGUGCCUCUGACAGUGGGAGGACCUAAGAGUUACUGAUUAUUGCAGCCAUGCCUUCAAUUAAAUAUUCCCACUAGAAAAGCAUUAGCAGCUGAGUGACUGCAACAGGAAAAAUAUUUUUAAGUCCCAACUGUCACUGUGAGCUCUGCUGCAUUUGGGUAUUGUGCAUAACUCCAGUACUCUCUCAGACUCUAGCCUCUAAAUCAAGAAAGCAGCCUCAAAGCUACUUAGGCAUCAAUACUGUGCAAUCUUAGAUUAAUAGAAACCUCAGGAGAGACUGAGCAAACAACAUUUAGACUGUGUGUUAUGGAGAGGAGUUUUGGAAAAAAUGUACUUAGUAAAUAAAAUGUCUAAAGAGCCCAAAAGCUCUUAAUCCCCUUGACUUUCAAUGAGUUUAAGCACUUAAGUGAUUUUUGAAAACAUUACCCAGCAUCUGUUGCUAUAACAGAUUCAGACACUGCAGUCAGUCAGUUACAGGGCAACAGUGAUGUAAAUCCAUGCUCUUUUAAGAGAAAAAAAAAACAAAAAAAAAAACUUACCACCUUUAUUUGCUGCAUCUACUGCCUCAGCUGGUAAGCCAAACUGACUCAUUAGUGGACCAAGUUGUCCUGAAGCUAAAGCAGCACUGAACAUG